Periophthalmus magnuspinnatus is the source of this 390-nucleotide messenger RNA. RefSeq names its product vesicle-associated membrane protein 3-like. The transcript has 4 exons. Gene Ontology annotation, biological process: SNARE complex assembly; vesicle fusion; vesicle-mediated transport. Gene Ontology annotation, molecular function: SNAP receptor activity; syntaxin binding. The record is from RefSeq and is a predicted model, not a curated record. Bases 1 to 390 code for a protein of 129 amino acids. Gene Ontology annotation, cellular component: SNARE complex; plasma membrane. NCBI's taxonomy places the organism in Eukaryota, Metazoa, Chordata, Actinopteri, Gobiiformes, Gobiidae.
AUGUGGGAGAUUCUGCUUUUCUUCUUGCUUUCUCUCAGGUCAACACCAGAGGGCGCUCCCGGGGCUCCAGGGCCCACAGACUCAGACGGACCUCCAGCUGCAGCUCCAAACCUGACCAGUAACAGACGACUGCAGCAGACACAGGCUCAAGUCGACGAGGUGGUGGACAUCAUGCGUGUAAAUGUGGACAAAGUUCUGGAGAGAGACCAGAAGCUGUCGGAGCUGGACGACCGAGCGGACGCUCUCCAGGCGGGAGCAUCGCAGUUUGAGAGCAGCGCCGCCAAACUCAAGAACAAGUACUGGUGGAAGAACUGCAAGGUACUUUUUAUACUACUACUACUACUACUACAAACUCAAGAACAAGUACUCGUGAAAGGUGUAGUCUUAUGA